AUGAAACAUCUACUGAACGAUCGCGAUUGGACAAUGAGUCAUGUAGAAGAUUUAUUACGGUGGCCGCUAAUACCAAGAACAGAUGAUGGUUGGCUAUUGAACAAUAAACAUCGACUGCGAUUACAUGAGCCAGCUUACGCCCAUGUUGUCGGCAUCACAUUGAACAAUGAUACCGGAGAUAUUGAAUUCAUGUUUAGAAAAGCAAAGAAAACUGAACAUAAUCUGUUUGAUGUUACUGAUGUGACGGAUGUAUUAAGAAAUGGCUUAACGUUCGCCUCAUUCACUUUGGAUCCACCAAGUAUUGAUUAUCACUCGCAUCCAUUUAAUGAAAUGAGAUACCAACCAAAGCGUCUUUCAGGGGUGCCUAAUUAUCUUCUUACUUUAUUACAUGCUGACUAUCUGUUGAAAAUGAUAUCGACUGGUGUUGAAAUUUGUUCAUUACAGCCGUUUGAAAUGCGUUCAUCAGAGAUCAAUAUCAUGCAGCGUUUACCAUCAUACAUACAUGAUGAAUUGAAAGCGAUCGCUGUCAAAAAGACUGGACUAAUUACAGAUAGUAUACAUCGAUUCUGGAUACAACCAGCGUCGGUUCUUGAAUAUGAACAGACGUAUUAUCGAAACUUUUUCGGUCGAAAAAAUGAAAAUAUCACACAGUUCUAUUUAAAUGAUGAUUUCAAAAUGUGUGUCAAGCAACAUCGAAUGAAGUUUGAUGAGAAAGGGAAUCUGAUUGAUGAUGAAAACAAUAAUGUCAAUGAUGAUACAGCUGAAGCAGCCUUUGCACGUGUAUUUACUAAAUACUAUGACGAGAUUGGUGAAUAUUUUCCAGAAUUAUUGCGUUUAAAAGAACUUUUCAAAUUAAGUUUCCUAUCCCGUAUUAUUCAAUCGCGAUACGAAAAUGCAAGCAUACGCAAUCGAUCAAUCACUGUUCCAUUUGCGAAUAAAUUGAAAGACAUGGGAAUAGAAACUAUUGCAUAUUUUACAGCUACUGACUAUGGACCGCUUCGAUGUGAACGUGAUACAAUAGAUAAAAUGGACUUCGAAAAGAUAAAAAAUGAAGAAGAAUAUAAAAGCCAGCUGAGAUCUCUAAAUGGUCAUGAAGCCAAUUUUCGUGGUGGAAGUUAUGCGCUCGUUACACAUAGGAAUAAUGUCACUCUUUAUCGGUUUUAUGGAGGAGAAGCAAAGGAAUCUGGUCGAUAUUGGUUUCUGGAAGAACAAGAGGCAAGCUGGAGGAUCAGAUUCGAUUAUGCGUUACUACAUGAAUUCAAUUCAAUAGAGCAUACUACCCGAAUCGGAAUUCCCGCAGGAUUAUACUUUUUUGUUGGUAUAGUGGCACCUUGUGGGAACGCUUCUGGUGGUGCUUUGCAGGCAUUUAUUCCAGGCAAUAUCGUCAAUACUUUGAUCGAGUAUCACAAAGCAAGUAGUUCGGUGGCUAAACAGAAGCUAUAUGAAAAAUGCUUAAAAGCGCAAGAAAAAUAUUUUACUGAAUACAAAAAGAGAUAUCAUGAAAGUGUUUGGUAUCAUACUGAAUUGAAUUGA
This is a messenger RNA of Rotaria sp. Silwood2, 1533 nucleotides long. The record is from the annotation of a GenBank genome assembly. Lineage: Eukaryota; Metazoa; Rotifera; Eurotatoria; Philodinida; Philodinidae.